UGUGCCUGUGAGGCACGUAACAUCGAACUUUCACACUUGCAUCUUGCAUCAUGCAUCUUGGAACUUGCUAAAACUUCGAUAUCACGAUCCGACCUAUAAGCUACGAACAAGAUGAUUACCGGCAUCGCCCACAUCAACCUGACCGUUCCCGAGGGAAGCCUUCACCUCGCCGACGAGUUUUAUCGAGACACCCUGGGUUUGAAGAAGGUACCCGUUCCGAAAGCUCAAGAAAACAGUUUAGCUUGGUUCGACAUCGGCACGAGCGGACAACAGGUUCACAUUUCCCAUCCCAACAACCCUUCCGAGCUACUCCAGGCCACCUCCCGUCAACAUCCUUGCUUCAAGAUCGGGAACAUGGAAGGCCUGAUCGAGCUUCAGACGAAGAUCUGGGAGCAUUACGAGACGGGAGGCGAUUCCGCGCCCGUAGCUGCAGACAAGGUUGGCGGAGAAAACAGUGGAGCCAAAGGAGAGGAAUAUCCUAGCAGGUUUUUCGCCCGAGACUAUGCGAACAACAGGUUGGAAUUCAGUCUCUAAGGGAGGACGUUUAUUCGGAGGAUACGAGGGAAUCUUGUAUGUCAGGUCGCCCAUCCUGCUUGGGAACAGCUCGAAGCUCACUUUGUAUCAUGCAAAUAUAUCAAAGGAAUUAAUUUGGG
Molecule: messenger RNA, 653 nt
Organism: Filobasidium floriforme
Lineage: Eukaryota; Fungi; Basidiomycota; Tremellomycetes; Filobasidiales; Filobasidiaceae
Exons: 3
Coding region: 112-534 (140 amino acids)
Source: RefSeq, a predicted model, not a curated record